AAGGCGCCACCACCGAAGAAGCAGCGCAAAGUAGCACUCGCCUCCAUGGCCCACUCACCGGUGGCUGUCCAAGUGCCCGGGAUGCAGAAUAAUAUAGCUGAUCCAGAAGAACUGUUCACAAAAUUAGAGCGCAUUGGAAAAGGCUCCUUUGGAGAAGUUUUCAAAGGAAUCGACAACCGUACCCAGCAAGUGGUUGCAAUUAAAAUCAUUGACCUUGAGGAAGCCGAAGAUGAAAUAGAAGACAUUCAACAAGAAAUAACUGUUCUGAGUCAGUGCGACAGCUCAUAUGUAACGAAAUACUAUGGGUCCUAUUUAAAGGGCUCAAAACUAUGGAUAAUAAUGGAAUACCUAGGUGGAGGUUCAGCUUUGGAUCUGCUACGCGCUGGUCCAUUUGACGAAUUCCAGAUUGCCACCAUGCUGAAGGAGAUUUUGAAAGGUCUGGACUAUCUGCACUCUGAAAAGAAAAUUCACCGAGACAUUAAAGCUGCCAACGUCUUACUUUCAGAACAAGGCGAUGUUAAACUUGCCGACUUCGGAGUUGCUGGCCAGCUGACAGAUACACAAAUUAAGAGAAACACCUUUGUGGGAACUCCAUUUUGGAUGGCUCCUGAAGUUAUUCAACAGUCAGCUUAUGACUCUAAAGCUGACAUUUGGUCAUUGGGAAUUACUGCUAUUGAACUUGCCAAGGGAGAGCCUCCGAAUUCUGACAUGCAUCCAAUGAGGGUUCUGUUUCUUAUUCCAAAAAACAACCCCCCAACUCUUGUUGGAGACUUUACUAAGUCUUUCAAGGAGUUUAUUGAUGCUUGCCUGAAUAAGGAUCCAUCGUUUCGCCCUACGGCUAAAGAACUUUUGAAACACAAGUUCAUUGUGAAAAAUUCCAAGAAGACUUCGUAUCUGACUGAACUGAUCGAUCGAUUUAAGAGAUGGAAGGCGGAAGGCCACAGUGAUGAUGAGUCCGACUCGGAGGGCUCUGACUCGGAAUCCACCAGCAGGGAGAGUAAUACUCACCCUGAAUGGAGUUUCACCACUGUGCGUAAGAAGCCUGAUCCAAAGAAACUACAGAAUGGGGAGGUGUCAAGAUCUGUGCAAACCCUGAGCUGUUUGUCUAUGAUAAUCACACCCGCGUUUGCUGACCUGAAACAACAGGAUGAGAACAAUGCGAGCCGAAACCAGGCAAUUGAAGAACUCGAGAAAAGCAUCGCUGUGGCUGAAGCUGCCUGCCCUGGCAUCACGGAUAAAAUGGUGAAGAAAUUAAUUGAAAAAAUUUCAAAAAUGUUCUGCCAAUGAGUCCUCUUAAAAAUGUGUUGUUGCUAUUGCUGCUUCGGUUUCAUAUGGACCCAGAAAAACCCACCAAAGCUAUGUCAACCUUAAUAAUGCUUAACCCAUGAGCUCCAGGUGCCUUUGGAUCUUUGCGACAUUGAAGAUUUAGGAGAAGCUUUCAAGUAUUUUGUGAUGGUGGCUAUCAUUUUGUAUUUUAAAGAGAUUAUUUUGUUAGGAAUAAUUUUAAUACUAUAAGUUUUACCUGUAUUGUAGUAAAUGUUGAGAUACAGUUUUUUUUUUAAUUUUAGGUACCAUUAUUUUUUAUGUUACUAGAAUGAAUAUUGUUUGGGUUUCAAUCUUUAGUUAACUGUACACUCAUGAAACAUACAGGUCUUUCAAAGUCAUCCUAAAUAUUGAGCAUCUGUAAAUCAUCAAGCUUCAAAAAGCAUUCUUUUUUUUUACACAAACACUCUAAAAAUGACUAUGGGUAGGGAGGUAGAAAUAAGUCAUACCUUCUUAAAACAAAUGUUUUUAAUAAGCUCUUGGAAAAAGCACCUAGAAAAGUAUUGAUUUUUCUAGCAAGGUGUUCUGGAUUCCAAGCAGCUCCAUGUUUAUCAUACUUGAGAACCUUGUGUUUGAAGCACCAUUUCCAGGCAACAUGUAGCAGAAGAAGUACCUCUUGGUAUUUUUAUCUUCUCUUUAAGAUGGAAGAAGUGGUUAACCCUUAUUUAACAUGAUUAGACGUUUAAAGUAAUCUCAUUUAGCCAAGGAUGAGGGUUUGGUUAAACUGGAGGAAUUAGUCUGGCUUCAACCUUCAAAUCUUCAGCUCAAAUAUUAUUGUACAUGGUCGGAUUUAGAAAAGUUUUAGAAACCUUGUUGUCUUGUGAGUAAAUACCUGAUCCAUAGUUAUGAACAUAAUGACACCAGCAUCUUUUGUCAUGGUAACUCAAUUUUCGUAGAAACUAUUUAUAUAUUUUUUCUUUAUAAUUAUCCACACAUAAGCAUAGUGUGUUCAGUUUUGAAAAUGUAUUUAAGUGAACAUUGUCUAGCUCAUAUGAAAAUACCAUAGGGCACGAAGAUUUCUCUUCAGGUAAGAUAGACUGUACAGUUAAUUUUCAGUUCUAUUUAUGGUACUGUUAAGUGGGUAAUAUCCUUU
Arvicola amphibius (Eurasian water vole) is the source of this 2416-nucleotide messenger RNA. It is a transcript of the gene Stk26, whose product is annotated as serine/threonine kinase 26. Gene Ontology annotation, biological process: protein phosphorylation. Gene Ontology annotation, molecular function: protein kinase activity; ATP binding. The transcript is spliced from 11 exons. NCBI's taxonomy places the organism in Eukaryota, Metazoa, Chordata, Mammalia, Rodentia, Cricetidae. Bases 46 to 1287 code for a protein of 413 amino acids. The record is from RefSeq and is a predicted model, not a curated record.